AUGCCAUCUGCGUCAAAAUUUGACCGCUAUAAAGCAUGGAAAGCCCUCAGUGAUUCUGAAUCAAACGAGAAAAUUUUAGAUUCGUGUUCUGCAGCAUCUAAGAUAAGUAUCCCCACUUCCUCCAUAACAAGUACAAUUCCUUAUAAAAAAGAUGAAGAAUGGCCAACAGGUGAUGAAAAUAUUGUUCGCCACUUGAUCACGAAACAAAAAAUUAAUGGUUUAUGGGAUUUAACUGCCGCAGAUAUUGAAAAACUUCUCGGAAAAUCACCGUCAAGCUUUUCAUCAGAUACGAAUCAAGAAAUUUUGAUUUCAGCUAUCAUUAUAGUGACACUUGAAACACGAUACACCAUGUUCUCAGCAAUGUGGCAUGGUAUAGUACAAAAAGCUCGGAAACAACUUCUUGAUUUACUCGGUAACGAUACUAAACAAUUGGAAUCUUUAUUAGAAAACAUUCGCCAACAAUUUUGA
Rotaria sp. Silwood2 is the source of this 468-nucleotide messenger RNA. NCBI's taxonomy places the organism in Eukaryota, Metazoa, Rotifera, Eurotatoria, Philodinida, Philodinidae. The record is from the annotation of a GenBank genome assembly.